Molecule: messenger RNA, 1773 nt
Organism: Penicillium arizonense
Lineage: Eukaryota; Fungi; Ascomycota; Eurotiomycetes; Eurotiales; Aspergillaceae
Exons: 4
Coding region: 1-1773 (590 amino acids)
Biological process (GO): positive regulation of transcription by RNA polymerase II
Cellular component (GO): nucleus
Molecular function (GO): zinc ion binding; sequence-specific DNA binding; DNA-binding transcription factor activity, RNA polymerase II-specific
Source: RefSeq, a predicted model, not a curated record
AUGGACCUGAAAACUAGGCUGCGCAAGGCCUGCGAUGCCUGCAGUAUACGAAAAGUGAAGUGUGAUACCGGCGGGCCGCCUUGUCGGUCAUGCGCUAGCUUGGAGAUUCCCUGCACCUACGAGAGACCCAGCAGACGCCGUGGGCCUCCUAACCGCCAUGCAGAGGCGCUUAAGAAACAGAAGCGGGAACCUCUGCUUGACGAUGAGGCAUCCCGGUGUCUCGACGUUGCUAUCCAAGCCCGAGGUGCCGGAUAUCUCGACCGCAACGCCACAGUAUAUGAUGCGGCAAUCAGCUAUUUCCUCGCCGUCGGUGCUGGCUAUAUCUAUAACAUGCGUCGUUGCCGCGUCUAUCUCUCGGAAUGCCGAGCCAUGCUCUCAGUAUAUGAUCUAUGCCGGUCUCCGCCAGCCACCACCCGAUCAUCAACACUGGGAGCCAACGGCCCACUAUCAUCGGUCUCAAUGAUGCAAGAUCAACCCGUUCAUAGUUUCAUGGACACCCAAGGUGUCGAUCUCAUCACCCAGGAGCUCGGCCGACGUCUGUUCUAUGUCACCCUUGUUGGGUAUCAGACAUUGCACCAAAUGGGGUCUGCUGAUAUCAAGGUCCACGUCCCUCCAGAGACUCCCACAGACCGGUACCCGCCACUGCCGAUGGAAAUUGAUGACGAGUUUCUGUUCCCAACACACGUUGAGCCGCAGCCAUCGAGUCGCGUUUCACGAUUAGUCGGAUUCAAUGCAAAUGUCCGUGUCUAUAGUUCAUACACGGACCUGCUAUCUUGGGAGAUAGCAUUUGGCAGUGGUCAAAUCUUCGACUGGGAGCAUCAACGUACCAGCCUUUGGGGCUGUCUUCGGAAAGCAAAGUCUGCAUUACUCAAUGUCCCCGUUGAGUUGUCGCUAGACCACCCGAAACAUUUAUCCCCAGCCCGCCUGUCUGGUCUCGGCGAAGACGGCACAGUGUUCAACUACUCAGAUGACCACAUCCAUCAAGAACGACGCGCCAUCCAGUAUGAGAUUCAAAAAGCCAACAUAUAUGCCAGUCAGCUGUGCACCAGGUCUUUCCUAGUUGAGAAGUACUGGAGCCUUUUUGAAACUUUUUCAAAAUAUGGAAUGUCGCCCAAGUUCACUGCACCAGGUGCCACAACGCCGCAGAUCAAGGUCGAAGGCACAUCAGAUAUGACGCAAGCUGCCGCUGGCACUACAACCACUCCAUCAGAAACCAACACCAACACUCAGGCCCAGGCCCACGCCCAAAACGACUAUAUCGGCCGCAUGAUGGCGGAAGAGCGUCAAUCAGUCAUUAAAGACCUCUUCGUACUAUUAAGAACAGUAAACGAAGUAAACAUGGAGCCAAACGGCGCAAGCAUCACAGGCAAAAUCCGCCAAGUAGCCUCAACCCUCCUAAACCUCUCCCCACGCACAAAACAAACCCCCUCAACCGAAAUCCCAAGUUUCACACCCCAUCCCCAACACCCCUUAGAACCAACCGCCCCAUCCCCAACACCCACGCCAGGCCUACCAGGUCUACACGUCCUCACCGCCGCAGAAGCAGAAUCCUACCUGCACGCCUUCAUUGAGACUCUUGUCCGACUGGAAUGUCAUUCUUCAAUGGCUGACUCGGCUAGUAAUGCCGAUGGACUUAGUCCGCAGGUUAAUGGUCGUGCUAUGAGUUAUCUUUCUGAUUAUCAGCGUGAUCAGGAAGAGCUUGGGCAGUGGGCUAGUCUAAAGGAGUAUCAGCAGAAGUUUGCUGAGGCUGGUGGUGUUUUGUGUCAGUUGUAA